AUUUGUGCAUUAUUGAGAAGAAAUAUUUAAAUAAAAAAAUAUUUUUUUCUAUUUUUAAAACAACAACUACAGUUAAUACAAAAUGAGCAAAUUUGCGUGGGUGACGCUGACAACGAAUGACACGUACUCGCUGGGUGCUUUGGUGUUGGCACAUUCGCUGCGCCGCACCGGUACCGCUCAUCAGUUGGCCGUCUUGGUGACGCCUGCCGUGUCAGAGGCAAUGCGCCAGCGCCUACAGGAUGUAUACAAUGUUGUGCAGGAGGUGAAUGUUUUGGACUCACAAGAUGCCGCCAAUUUAGCGCUGCUCGCACGUCCCGAAUUGGGUGUCACAUUCACAAAGUUGCACUGCUGGCGUUUGGUGCAAUUCGAAAAAUGCGUUUUCCUCGAUGCCGAUACACUGGUGCUGCAAAACAGCGAUGAGCUGUUCGAGCGCGAGGAACUGUCGGCCGCGCCAGAUGUUAGCUGGCCCGACUGCUUCAACUCGGGUGUGUUCGUGUAUCGUCCCAGCCUGGAGACAUUCGGCAAAAUCACAGAAUUCGCUGUGCAAAAUGGCAGUUUCGAUGGCGGCGAUCAGGGCUUAUUGAAUUUGUACUUUGGCGAUUGGGCGCACAGUGAUAUUAAGAAGCAUUUGCCAUUCAUCUACAAUGUGGCCGCAUUCGCUUCCUACUGCUAUUUGCCCGCAUUCAAACAGUUCAGAGAUAAGAUUAAGAUUUUGCAUUUUGCGGGCAAAUUGAAGCCAUGGCUUAUACAAUUCAAUUCCGAGAAUCGCACUGCACUCACGCCCACAGAAUAUGCGCAUGCCGCCGAUUUGAUACAGCUCUGGUGGAGUAUCUUCUGUGAUAAUGUUCAUCAGAACUUGUCCGAUAAUAUGUGUGGCGCUAUUGAGCAUUAUUACUAUCAUUAUCAACAACAACAACCAGCAAAACAACAACAAUACGAUCACUACCAUCAUCACUACGAAUAUGAGCAUCAUCACCAUCACCAAGAACACCAUCAUCACCAAGAACACGAGCAUUCGCCACCAUCACCGCCUCGUUCUUAUGAAUUCGGUAAGAUCAAAGCGUUUCGUGAUCCUUGGGAAGAUUACUAUGAGAACUUAGCCAGAGAUCAUAGUGACAGUGAGCAAAAUAAUGAAGCAAAUACGCAAAGUGAGCAAUCACAACAAAACCAUGACGAGCAAGAGUGGCAGCGAUCAGCACCAGAGCCAGCACCCACGCCUGAAUGGCAAAGCAGCGAUGUAGAACAGCAGCAUAGUGAUGAGGGACUGAGAGUUGAGUGGCCACAGGAAUACAAUGAGGCUCAUUAUGACCAACAAGAGGCUUGGGUUGAAGACACACAACCACAGCAACAACAAGAACAACAAGACUAUCACCAUGAACAACAAGAAAAGCCAAUAGAACAAUUUAACAGCCAUGGAUCUCAUGAAUUCCAUAUGCAAUAUGAGUGCCCAGCACCAAGUACAAAUUCUUCAACUAGCAAUUUCGAUGCCAAUGAGAAUGUUGAAAUGCCAGCAGAGAAUCAAAAGAAAAAAAAUUAUGAAGCUGAAGUUCAUAAUGAGAAUACUGCCAAAAAACCAAAAGACUUAACAUCUGUAACGCCAUCAAGGAAUACAGAUGCUACAGCGAAUAUAAAUACCGUUAGCGGUAGUAGUAGUACAGAUAAGCAAGCAUGCCGUAGUGAGGAAGACAAUGAAACUGAAAGAGAAAACAAAAACAAAGACAAAAAUGAAAAUAAAAACGAUGAGGCUGGUUUGGCUGGCGCUCUAUCACAAUUGCGCCUCGGCGAGCAACGCACUCCCGAACAGGAAGCCUACGAACAGCUAAUGCGUCGUCAAUGCUGGGAGGCCGGACAAAUCGAUUAUGCGGGCAAAGAUUCCUUUGACAAUAUUUGGAAAAAAAUAACGCAAACAUUGGAAUCGAAGCCGAGCGCAUCGCCGCCAAAGGAGGAGGACAAGUCUGCUAUACAACAUUUUGAAAAUCCAAUGCCUCCUAACAAUUUUAUCCCUUUAAACAUAGGUGGCGGUCAUGCGCCCACAGAGGAGACCGAAUCGGAACGCUUAGAACGCAUUAAUCGCUUAUUAAAAGCAAGCGCUGCCGCUUUAGAAGAGCAAAACGCAGAAAAAACUACAGCCCGCCCAUUGUUGGCGGUGUCGGCGAGUACUAACACGGCUUCAGUGGCACGCAGUAGAUCGCCAGCUACUAACAACAACAAUAACAUUAGUAGUAAUAACAAUAACAAUACUAACGUGCAAAGGGCGCUGAAGAGAACGGCAUCACCAAGACCGGUACAGAGACAAAUACAGCAGCCGUCGCAGUUACCACAGCAACAACCACAGCAACAGAAACCACAACCACAACCACAACAACAAACCUUAACGAGACACACCUUCCUAGAGCAACAAGGAAUAAUAGUACAGAAAGAGGUCACACAACCCAACAACCAACAAAGUCCCAAACUAACAAAACAGCCCUUACAACCACCCAUACAGACACAACCAUCGUUGCAGACACAACAACAGCAACAGCAACCGGUACAACAACAACCACGCAGACAAAUGCCACAACAACAACCGAACACACAGCAGCCACAACGUCCAUUGCGACAAUCUCAGUUGCAACAACAACAACAGCAGCAGCAACAACAACAACCACAUACUUCACUUCAGUCGCAAGCUCCAUCCGUACCCGCCAGGCAUAUUUCCACCAAAUCGAACCGUAAAUCCAAAUAACAAUUACUCAAAUUGGUGACGCGCUACGGUUGCCUGCUGCCCGCUUGCAUUCUUGAAGAGCUGGCGGGCGUGCGGCUGCCGCAUCCAGUACAUGUAUGAGUAAAAAAGAAGAGUCCCUUUGAAUUACCGAAUUCAUAGUUGUUUUUGGAAAUUUUUUUACCCCAAAAAAAAAAUAAAAAAUCUAUAUACAAACUGGGCAAGACUUACAGGGCAAUUCUGGCUAAGAUAUUUGAAAGUUUUUGUAGGCAAUUGAAAGACAGUUGGCAAUAUCGGUUGAAAGGUUUUCUUUAUUCUGGCAUGAAAGUAAUGUAAGAAAAAGCUCCCUUGUCAACUCUGAAGGCGGAUUUCAUUUUCUUUAA
Molecule: messenger RNA, 3087 nt
Organism: Rhagoletis pomonella (apple maggot)
Lineage: Eukaryota; Metazoa; Arthropoda; Insecta; Diptera; Tephritidae
Gene: Gyg
Product: mediator of RNA polymerase II transcription subunit 15
Cellular component (GO): cytoplasm
Molecular function (GO): glycosyltransferase activity
Source: RefSeq, a predicted model, not a curated record